This is a messenger RNA of Cephus cinctus (wheat stem sawfly), 8504 nucleotides long. RefSeq names its product MAP kinase-activating death domain protein (gene Rab3-GEF). The coding region runs from base 1268 to 7177 and encodes 1969 amino acids. The transcript has 33 exons. Gene Ontology annotation, molecular function: guanyl-nucleotide exchange factor activity. The record is from RefSeq and is a predicted model, not a curated record. Lineage: Eukaryota; Metazoa; Arthropoda; Insecta; Hymenoptera; Cephidae. Gene Ontology annotation, biological process: regulation of apoptotic process; regulation of Rab protein signal transduction. Gene Ontology annotation, cellular component: cytosol.
CCCCCCCCCCCUGGAUCUGCCGAAAAGAUUGAUUUUGAAAAGACUACGGCGCCUACGUGAGACGACCAGGCCAACAUCGAUGUCUACGUUGAAGGUGAUUUCCCGGGGAGUAACAAGAGUUAUAGUAUAGAUUUAUAUUUAACGUUAUGAUACUAUUUGUUAGAUAGGUCAAAUACAGUGAUUAGCUAGCUAUAAUAUAUGUGGUAAUGGAAGACAGACGAUAAUAAAGAAAUUGAUGAUUGUGCCUUAAAGUUUUACUGUUAUGUCAUAUACGUUUGAGCUUGCAGCUUGCUUAUAUCAUGAUUGAUCUCUGUGCAAGCUCUCGCGCAUCCGCACAAGCAACGAGUCUAAAAUACUUUAAGAUCAUGUUCCAGUUAAUGAAAUAAAAAUCGAUUGCAAUAUUCAUGACAAAUGUACUCUGCCGUAUCUGUUACAUCCAAUAAAUCUAUUCCAUUUCUAUUGUACAUCUGCUUAUGUCGAUCUACCCUGCUCUGCUCAGCUGCGCCUGAGCCUGACCCUGUUUGAAUUUACUGCUCAUUCGUUUGGGAGGCUGACUAUCUAUACCUACUGAUCAUCCUUCUCUCUUUCUCCCUUUCACCGUUUGCCAUCCUCCAGCUCUCUUCCACGAGGCCUUGGGAAUUCCUCUAGCUGAAGGUACAGUAUCGAUCUGCUGACCAAUAAACGGCCCAGGAGUAAAAGAGGUCACGGUUGCGAGUUCCGACGGGGUUGGCUCUGGUGGUUAAGGGGUGGUAGUCAGCAAAUCUACAGACGUAGCCCAGUAGUAUAGCCUCGAUAGUGGUAGUACUCCAGGAGGUGGUAGUCCGAGGCGCUUGCGCAACCCAAACCGAGUAGCGUACGACUGGCUGACGCUCGUAGCUCUUGUCGCCUUCAAUAACGACUUUACGUCGUCGUCUAGAAAGAGAGGGAAGUCGAGUAUACCUACUUGCGUGAGGAAGGAAAGGAAGGAACGCAGUUCGAUGUGGCGUAUCGCGAAAGCGCUACAGUGAUAAGAGAUUCCGGUACGCCGCGACGUCCAGUGCCGCUCGUUCUGCAGGACGUUGGCCGAUGCCGCUACGAGGAAGACGAUACCUGGAAAUAUCGCGUCUGCUGAAUUGUUCGUAUACGAGGCUCCCCUAGGAUGAUGAGGACGUAACGAUGUCUCAGCCUAUUGGACUAACGUGCUGUAAGGCACACCAUGAAGAUCCCAGGGUGUCUCAUGGAGGACGGCCACAACGGUGACGACGUUCCCUCCUCGUGAAACUCCAGCAUGGAUAUUCAAAAGAAACAUCUGUGCCCCCGCCUGGUCGAUUAUCUCGCCAUCGUGGGGGCCAGACCACCUUCAGCCUCUCGUCAACCUGUCCAGGUCCCGGAACUGCUGCGCAGAUAUCCUCUAGAGGAUCACAAGGAUUUCCCUCUACCUCUUGAUAUGGUUUACUUUUGUCAACCAGAAGGAUGCAGCAGCGUCGGCCCAAAGCGAACAGCUUUGCGAGAGGCCACUUCCUUUACCUUCACCCUCACUGAUAAGGAUUCAGGAAAAACACGUUAUGGGAUAUGCGUGAAUUUCUAUCGACCAAUCGAGAAACCAGGAAGUUUUGUUGGCGGCGGAAACGGAAGUGGUGGUGGAAGUGGCCUGGGUGGUAGACGCGAAAGGCACAGUACGACCUUUCGUCGGGAGAGCUGGCGCAAGAGUAUGGAAAAGAGUUCCGAUUCGGCGUUCUCCAGCGACUAUAGGAGCAGUGCGGUAGGUCCCAGUGACUCUGAAAGAGAUUGCCCAAGUAGAAGAGACUCAGAUACGCCACAUUCGAUGUCUCAUGCUCCACGCCUUGGUAUCACAGCACCUAGUGGAGACAGCGAGAGUGGCGGAAGUCAUUCUCCAUCGCCACGAGCUUCUCGAAGACGUCAGAGAGUUCGCAAUCAUUCCUUAACAUCCUUAUGCAUAAUAUCCCAUCAUCCAUUCUUCUCAACUUUUCGUGAGUGCCUCUUCGUUUUGAAGAGAAUCGUCGAUGCCUGCAAUGAGAGUUCCUCGCCCAGGCGCGUGGGCGCGUCCAGGCAAACAACAAGAGACACCGUUUGGAGCGUUCUGACCGGUCAGGCAUUCGAAGGAACACCGUCGAUAGUUCUUCAUGACGUCCGCGAAAUUGAAACUUGGAUACUAAGGUUGCUGAGUGCUCCGGUACCCGUACCUGCCAAGACCAGGGUAGAGAUAGAAAUACUCUCGCCUACUAUUCAGCCGCCACUCUGUUUUGCUCUUCCGGAUCACACGCGAUUUUCAUUAGUGGACUUUCCACUUCAUCUACCUCUUGAAUUGUUGGGUGUCGAUAUCUGUCUGAAGGUCCUGACUCUCAUAUUGCUUGAACAUAAGAUUGUGAUGCAGUCUAGGGAUUACAAUGCCCUAUCUAUGUCGGUCAUGGCCUUCGUCACUAUGAUCUACCCUUUGGAGUAUAUGUUUCCAGCCAUUCCACUGCUUCCUACCUGCAUGAGCUGUGCGGAACAGUUACUUCUUGCACCAACACCCUUUGUCAUUGGAAUUCCAGCGUCGUUCUUAAUGUACAAAAAGAACUUCAAGAUGCCAGAUGACAUCUGGCUGGUAGAUCUGGACAGUAACAAGAUCACUCCGCCUACAGGAUUGACUGAUCAUUUACCACCGUUACCUGAGCCAGAGGGAACUAUACUGAAGAAUCACCUGAAGCAGGCUAUGCAACUGAUGGAUCAAGUUGGAGCUGGUGCAAUGGCCAGUAUGUCAACAGCACAGUCGCUUCAGCCCUCACCGCAAUACACGUCGCCCCAAACAUCUCUGCAUUCUCCCAGCAGAAGAGAAAGUUCAGCAUCCCAUCACUCAACCUUAAGUGCUUCCUCCGGCGGUAGGCAAAGACCGAGCGUGGACUACGGUCAACAAAGCCCUGCAAACUCAUCUGGAACCUCGAGUCCACAUAGACCAUCCUUAGUCUCCUCCGUAGGUUCAACUUCUUCACCUCAACGAGGAACAGCACCGUCGUAUCAACAGUCUUUGCAUCAAUUACCACAAUCUCAACAACAUCAUCAUCAGCAGAACCAACAACAGCAGCAAUCGGGUGCUUCUUUCAAUCCGUUUAUUUAUGGAAAUGACGUAGACUCCGUCGACGUCGCCACCAGGGUAGCCAUGGUCCGCUUCUUCAACUCUCAGAAUCUCUUGGCAAACUUCACUGAGCACACCAGGACCCUGAGGCUUUAUCCAAGACCCGUAGUGGCAUUCCAAAUAAAUUCGUUCUUGCGUUCACGACCACGUACCAGCCACUUCCUCAACAAAUUUGCAAGAACCCAAGCAGUCGAGUUCCUGGCCGAAUGGUCGCUUACGCCAAACAAUGUGGCUUUCCUAAGGGUACAGACUGGUGUUUUUGAUCCAGCCCAGAUCGGAGACAAAGGGAAAUGGUUUGCUACCACCCUGGAGCCAAUCUACUUUCCUGUAUGGGACUCCGGGAGUUCAUUAGCUGGCGCACUUAAAGCUAUGAAACAGCUGGAAAAUCAACCAACGGAUGAAAGUGGCUCAGAUUCCGAAGGUGCGGAGAGCACCAGCUCCUCCUAUUCAUCUCUUAGUGACUUUGUCUCAGAAAUGGUCUCAUCCGACCUGUCACCCAGCUACAACUGUCCUCAAGCUACACAGCAACCUCAAGCUCUGGCGCUCUCAGUAGAUCCACGUAGUGUCUACAAUCCACCAAGUGCUCUGCAAUAUCCUGGCAUCGAGGAGGAUCCUCCAAGUCGUCCAGGUAGUCCUCCCAGCACUUCUUCUAGUCACAGCGACCUCAGCAGCCCCAGCUUUAACCGAGAUUCCGAGUUAGAGUUGAAUCCGAAAGCUCGUGAAGCUUUCCAAACAACCAAGAGCGACAACGAUAAGGAAGAAGGAGGUAGCUUUGAAUCAGACUCAGCAUCCACAACGGCGACACCACGCACGAUCCUCAGCGCACAAAGUAUUGUAGGCCAAUUUGGAAGUGGUGCAGGGUCUUUAGAGACUCCUUCAGCCAGCGAUACGGAACGCCCUACCACUCCACAUAGGACUUCGCGGCUCGCUAGAUCUGUCACUCCAGUGCCACCGAUCAGUCCAGGACCUCAGCGGCAGCCGAGCGUCGGUAACGUUCUCGCUCGAACCUCUAGCUUUGGAUCACCAGUAGGAUCCUUCCUACCUAGACAAUCCAGCCAAACUCCCUCUAGUGCAAGCAAUGGUCUCCAGCGACAAUCUGCUGCUGGAAGCGCGCUACCAGGAUCCCCUAGUGCUAUUCCUAGACAAAAUAGCGGCGGCGCCGCCAGCACAACCAGCAGUAGUAGCACUAGUGGUGUUACUCGUCAGGGUUCACAAGGUUCACUCUUUGAACAGAUUGCUACCCAAGCGAAGGAUCUGGUACGUGAGACUACGAGGCAGAGCAGUCAGGACGGCAUACUUGCUCAUAUGGACAAGCUCAAGCACCAGGCCAGGGAAAAGAUCACGGAAGCAGGAGAGGACAGUCUUUUUGCGCCACUGGAACAGCUGACACAACAAACCAAGAAAGCUAUGGGAGAGGCGACCAAAUCUGUACAGGAGGCUUCAAAGACUGCACUAGAGGCUAGCAAGACUGCUGCUGGUGUCAGUAAAAAUACUUUGGACGAUUUGACGUAUGUGGGUAAAAGCACCUUUGGAGACUUCACAAAGAGUGCCAAAGAAGCCGCCGCGAAGAAGGGAUUAUUGAUGGGACUCGGUGAGUCUCAGCAGCAGUCACCGCCGCAGACUCCUCCGUCGCCUCACUCUACAACGUCCUCGAUGGCGACUUCCGGUGGUGGUCCAGGAUCCCAGCGACGAGACUCUUCCAACAACCAAUUGGUUGCUUCGGAUUCGCGUGGCGUCCGUCGUGACAUUGGACGUGAUUUCUUCAGCAAUUUUAGUAGCGACCUGAACGGUAUCGCUGCUCACACAAGCAGCAUGUUUAGUGAUCUCUUUGGCAAUAAGAAUAGCUCUAAUCGAAACGCUAGCGUUCUCCCCCAGUCGCAAAAAUCCAAAGAAAAGACCCAGCCAUUCGGACCCUUCCCUAAAGGCAGGAAAGGUCUUGUGGAACGCUCGUCGCUUAUCAAACACUCCACCAAUAAAACCAGUCAGGAAGAAUUACAACGACUGCAGAGCGCCGAGCGCUCCAGCACGAAUAGCGACAAUCAGGCCUUCCUCACGGACAUUGUAAAUCAAGUGCUGCAAGGUGAAGGUGUUGGAUGGCUCAAACUUAAUCGACUUAAAAAGCUCAUGGAGGACGAAAGCUAUAGAAAUCUUGUUGUAACCAAGUUGAACAAAGCUUUGGACAGAAAGAUCAGUCCAGAUGAUCACAUCGACGAUGUUUGCAUCACAAGACCAGUUUAUAAAGGGAUGCUCAAGUGCCUUCAAGCAGUGGUUCAUGGUCUCGCUCAUACUUAUACCAAUUUUGGAUUGGGUGGUAUGGCCUCUGUUUUUCAGUUGAUGGAAAUUGCUCACACUCAUUAUUGGAGUAAAGAUCUCUCCGAGGGAGCAUUUGACAGUUCAGUGAUUUCGCAGACAUCCAGUCCCUUUGGCAGUAGAGAAAAUCUAAGAUCUCCACAGUCGCCAAAGCACGGCGAGUUCUUAGACAUAUCUCAAAAAUCUGGCUCUCACCAACCCACACAAGAACCACCGCAAGUGCGACUCGAGAUGUCUCAUCCACAAAUGCAAGGAUCCGAUGAGAGUCAAUCGACAACCGACAUGUUUCUGGACAUGUUCGCCAAGAAAGGAAAACUUCUGUCAAAACUAACAUCCUUUGACUCUGAGGGUGGGCGCGGUGCCGGAACCGGAAGCAGCGAAGCCCUAUCUACCGAUGGGGGCAGCAUUAUCACUAAUCCUGCGUUUCGUCAGGCGCAUCAAGCCUCCUUUCGCAGUACAGUGUCGGACAGUGAAGUUGAACAAGGCAACUUUCCAAGGACGAACAAACAACGUACAGCCAGUGUCUGGUCCAGUAAAUCAUCUUUGAGUACCGGUUUCAGGUAUCACGGUGGAAGUCUAGUACCAACGGCGACUACACCUAGUCCGGAAACUGCCAGAACUUAUCUCUUUGAAGGCCUUCUUGGAAAAGAAAGAUCAUCACUCUGGGAUCAAAUGCAGUUUUGGGAGGAUGCAUUCCUAGAUGCAGUAUCUCAAGAACGUGACAUGGUUGGAAUGGAUCAGGGACCUGGUGAGAUGAUGGAAAGGUACAAAAGUCUCAGUGAGAGUGAGCGACGUCGUUUGGAGCACGACGAGGACAGACUUCUCUGUACUCUGCUGCACAAUCUCACAGCGAUUCUUGUGAUGCUAAACGUCGAAAAGUCGGAACUGAAACGUAAAGUGCGAAGACUACUUGGAAAAAGUCACAUAGGGCUCAUUUACAGCCAAGAAUUGAAUCAGCUACUCGAUCAAAUAACCAAUCUCCAUGGAAAUGACAUCGACUUAAAACCGUUGACCUCGAGACAAAUGCACAGGCAAUCAUUUACCGUGCACGCAGGGGUAGAUGCAGAAGGUGAUUUACGGUUUCUAGAAGUUCGUCACGACGGACUAGUACUGAGAUCCGUCAAUGGUGUCAUCGUCGAACGUUGGUGGUACGAACGUCUGGUCAAUAUGACUUACAGUCCAAAGAACAAGGUUCUUUGUCUCUGGAGGCGAAAUGGUGGUCAGACUCAGUUGCACAAAUAUUACACAAAAAAGUGCAAGGAUCUGUACUACUGCAUAAAGGACGCCAUGGAAAAGGCUGCGGCUCGUGGACGCGGUGCCAACGUCGGCGUGGAACUAGGCGGUGAGUUUCCCGUGCAGGAUAUGCGCACGGGAGAAGGUGGACUUCUUCAGGUUUGCAUGGAAGGCGUCGGACUACUCUUCGCGAAUAGCAAGGAUUUCGAGUUUUUCGUAAGACUCGAUCAUAUCCGCAAGUGCUUUACUCAGAAGGGUGGGAUCUUCGUUUUGGAAGAGUUCAACCCCAAAACUAGACAAGUAAUUCAACGUAAAUAUAAGUCGCAAAUGGCAGAUCAGAUCUGCUACGCCGUACUCUGCGUAUUCUCUUAUUUGGCGGCGGGGUUGGAGCAGCGAAAACAGCUGCAGCAUCAUCAACAACAACAGCAUCAACAGCAGCAUCAGCAUCAACAUCAACAUCAAAUGGCACAAUCUACUUCCGGUACAAGACACUCGGAACCUUUGCCACGUAAUCACUGACACAAAGGUAGACAUUCCCUUCCGUUCGUUCACAAUUACAACAGUUGCGCUCCUUACGCCUGUCUGCCUUGGGUAUGAAGACCCGGUGAACGUCGGAGAUCUUCUUCAAGUUGUCAACAUUGACGACAGCGCUUAUGGAUCAUCUAGAUGAUAGAAGUAGAACGUAGUAAGAUAUCGUAGCCAAUAUUGAUACGCCAGUAUCAUAAUUCGCCGUCGUCUCAUCGUCGUUGUAGUUCCUGGUGAUCCCUAAUGAAAAACUGAACUAUUAGGAGUCUAUGUUUUAUAAAGUAAACUAAAGCCCGAUUAGAUCCCUAAAUUCGCUCGACAAAAAUCCAGGGCGCGAUAAUACGCUCAUCCUGAUGUUUAUCGCAUCCUUACGGAAAUUAUAACUCACCCACCGAGGACGCCCACGUCUAGACAAUAUUAUUGACGAGUCUGCGCUCAUCGUAAUAUACAUGUGCAUAAUGCGCGAGAUACAUAGCUAAAAUAUUACAUAACUGUAUUUAUCAUGUGACGCGUCUGGUUGAUCGACGCGUCUUCAUCGUGAAGCAACAACAUUGGCUCGACGCUACAAAUAACGGUUGUUGCACUUUGUAUAGAUUAACAGAGAAACGUAGUAUCUAUCUAAACGGCCACACCUUUGUAAACCCCCUUUGUAGACAUUAUCUACAAUUAUUUAUUAUUUAUGUAUGUAUAUAUAUAUUACGAAUACUGUAAAUAUAUAUACAUGUAUUUGUAACUACUUGAGAGCUGUGAAACACGCAACUUUACUGGCGAAUGUACUUAUUGUACGUUCUGUAUGUUCUGACACGAUCUUACAGUUACGGAUCAUCUCAAUUGGCAUUUAUCAAUGACGCUGAUUCAAAAUAUAUUAUGAGAUGCCGCGCAGGUUAUUAUUAUUAUGCCGUUCGUACAGAACGCACUUUAAAGAUGAAUGGCAUAGUUGUCCUACGCAGUCUGCGUGGAUAGAACAAGCAAUAUGUAAGGAAUCGCAAGUAUAGGCUGAAUCUUUUAGCGUAUGACUUUAUUGCACAUCGAAUCGCGCGUUUCUUGUGAAAGUCACAAAUUUACGUGACACGAGAAUCGAUAAGAUGAAAGCAUACCGGAAGUUCAUCCUAGCUGUGCUUCUCUCUUACUUCCUUUAACAUAUUAUGGGUCAUGCAUAUUGUAAUGCGUGAUUCUCCUAUUUCCUUUCAUCUAUCCUCGUCCCUGACUUCCCUUCCCGACUCGUUCCCACUCCUGUUUCUAAUUUCGUGUUUUUCAAAUGUAUAGAUUUACUUUGAGUUAUGUAGUUUGGAUAAAUGUAUGUGAGAGUUAGAUAAUGCAA